CCGUGGGAGUUAUCUUCUUAAAAGAGAAUAAUUAAACAAAAAGAAAAACAAAAUACUAGACUGACCACCUACAAGCCCGGCCAUUCAACAUCAGUUAUAACUUUGAAAACAAAAUAGAAAAAAACAAGGAGUAUAGGGAAACAAAGGUGCCAUAGACGUGUGUGAGUCUGUAUUUGUGUUGGGGCUGGGGGUGCGGGGGGUGAGGUAAGAUGUGUUGGUGCAGCGGCAUAGGUAGGGCAGAGGCACGGGCGGGGCAGGGAGAGGGAAGGCCAUUCACCACCUGGACUCCCGCGGCCGUAAUGUCGGGAAUAAAGUCUAAACUGGUGGCCGGCCUCCCCGUCCCCGCCGCGGCAACUCACACAGCGACUGUUUGCGCCCGGAACGCGGCGAGGCAACAGUUUUCAUUCGCCUCGCCUACUGAGCCUGAGGCGUGGGCGGUGCUCCCAAACUGUGUGAAAUUAGUAAAGGUGCACGGCAGUCUGAUGCUGGUGUGUGGUGCAGGAGUGAGUGUUGUUGCUGCUCAUGUGUGGGAGAGGCGUGGUACUGCCAAUGAGUGAUGACUGAGGGAGAGAGGCAUGUGUGUGCCGCGAGUGGUGCUGCUGUGUGAAGGAAAAAAGGCGUGGGUGGUGUUUUGCUGUGUGAGGCAGAGGCAUGGGUGGUGAUCUGAGGGCAAGGCGUAGCAGAUGCUUCUGCUAUGCGAGGGCUGAGCGUGGGUGCGUGGGUGGUGGAGGGCUUGGCAGACGCAGCCACGUGCCCCAGAUUUGAUAUUCGUGCUCCCUCGGCAACCCAUUCAUGCAGCGAUAUAGCGAGACUCGGUGAAGCAACGUGAGAGAUACAGACUGGGGCGCCUCAAGCCGUCCCAAUGUGCAUAACCGGUUGGCAGAUAUGUUCAACGAAAAUAAUAUUACAUGAAAUGUAUGUAUAAAAAGAGUUGCAAGCGACAUCGGGGGGAAAGAAGCACAAUGGUCAUAUGAAAUAAAAUAAACGCAGCCUCUUGGUGAGGAAAAUGAAAAAAGACAAUGCAAAAGAAAGACAAUUUAACCCGGAAAGAAAAAGCGAAAAAUAAAUAGGUUGUGAAAAUAUGACGAGUGCAUGAAAACUUGGAACAAAUAAUUUUAGUUAUUGGAAAGAAACAAACCCUCAUAACAAGACGCUCACAGCAAACUCCUGGCAAACAAUGAACAAACACACAGCAAAAGAAGGACAAUGUUUGCCCGGGAAGGAAAAACGGGAAAAAACUGGGUCAAGUGAGAACACGGCGAGGAAGAGCAGCGGGGCAUCGACACCCCGAACACGUUUUAAGCCGUUGUAGCGCCACCCUCGGGCCAGCUAACGGCCGCCCCAUCUGGCUCCACGCACUCCGUAAACGAGCUCAGAGAUGUGCACGGCAAUCUCGGCCCAGCAUCACAACCACGCCAACCUACGCAAGCCUGUGUCCACCCUUUCCAUCCCUGGGUCGAUGAAGGGGGGCGCAGGCGGCGGAGGCGGGCGCGGCGGUGAGGGCGAAGACUCCGGCAUCGCGCUGGUGGGCGUCCACUCGGAGUACCCGCGCUACACCGAGGAAAAAGGCGGCUCGGGAGGCGGCAAGAACGCCUCCUUCAAGCUGCGCAACAAACCUAACGUUGGGUACCGCCUCGGACGACGCAAGGCGCUCUUCGAGAAGCGCAAGAGGAUAUCAGACUAUGCCUUGGUGAUGGGCAUGGUGGGCAUCAUCGUCAUGGUCAUCGAGAACGAGCUGUCCUCCGCCCACGUGUAUGAUAAGGGCUCCUCCGCUUCACACGCUCUCAAGACCCUGAUCAGCGUCUCGACCGUCAUUCUUCUCGGACUCAUAUGUGCCUACCACGCCCUCGAGGUGCAGCUGUUCAUGAUCGACAACUGUGCGGAUGACUGGCGAAUCGCGAUGACGUGGCAGAGGAUAGCGAGGAUAGCGAUGGAGCUAAUCAUCUGCGCCGUCCAUCCCAUCCCGGGCAAGUACUUCUUCCUCUGGACGACCAAGCUCUCCAACCAUGGCGGGGUGGAGGGCUCACAGUGGGUGCCUAUCGACAUCACCCUCUCGCUGCCCAUGUUCCUGCGUCUGUACCUCAUUUGUAGGGUGAUGCUCCUUCACUCCAAGCUGUUCACUGACGCCUCUUCGCGGAGCAUCGGGGCGCUGAACCGAAUCAACUUCAACACACGGUUUGUUCUCAAGACACUGAUGACCAUAUGUCCGGGCACUGUGCUGCUCGUGUUCAUGGUGUCUUUAUGGAUCAUUGCCUCAUGGACCUUACGGCAGUGCGAGAGGUACCAUGACGAAGAACAUGCCAAUUUGUUGAACACCAUGUGGCUUAUAGCGAUCACAUUCUUGUCCGUGGGGUACGGUGAUAUAGUCCCAAAUACUUACUGUGGGAGGGGUAUAGCGGUGACAACAGGCAUCAUGGGGGCCGGAUGCACAGCGCUACUGGUCGCUGUGGUCUCACGUAAAAUGGAACUUUCCCGGGCGGAGAAACAUGUCCACAAUUUUAUGAUGGACACCCAGUUAACGAAGAGGUUAAAAAACUCAGCGGCCAACGUGCUGCGAGAGACGUGGCUCAUCUACAAACACACGAAGCUGGUGAAAAAGGUGAACCACGGCCGCGUCAGAACCCAUCAACGGAAGUUCCUCCUCGCCAUUUACGCGCUGAGGAAGGUGAAGAUGGACCAGAGGAAGCUCAUGGACAACGCCAACACCAUCACCGACAUGGCCAAGACGCAGAACACUGUCUAUGAGCUGGUGUCGGACAUGAGCGGGCGCCAAGACGUGCUGGACGAGCGGGUCGGCUCCAUGGAGGAUCGUCUCGCCUCUAUACAGGAGUCCCUGGACGCGUUACCAGACGUGAUGGGUCGCUGCUUGCAGAAACACCAGGAGCUGCUGGACCAGCGGCGGCUCACCGGCCCCUCCUCCAACUCCCUCCAUCCCGACAUGGCGGCACGGGCCACCGGCUACCCGGCCCUUACGGCUAGUCAGUCUCCGAGAAGUUCAAAUGUUUGGCAGCAGCAACAACAACAGCAGCAGCAACAACAGCAGCAGCAGCAGCAGCAUCAACAAACACAGGCCAACGUGCCGCCGCCACUGUUCCCGCGGACAGGGUUAAGUCCGACGCUGCCAGGGCUCUCGGCGCCAGCGACCGCUGUAAAUAGUUUGUCAGGGGAGCGGUCGCCAUCAGCGCUGAGCGCACAGUCGCUGCCCAAAUCGGAGGCAUGAAGUCAAGCCGUCCAGCUGCGGGCAGCAGCAGAAGUGAGAGUAGCAACUGACUUUGUUUGCAGGCUACUGCUGAUGUCCGCACUCUACUCUCUUCAAUACUCGCCCUCACACCAACAUCACUUUCACACUCUUGCGGUCCACCUUGCGUACUGUUCAUGACGGGGACUUUGUGGCUACUAUGUGGCCUGUUAACCCCACGCUAUCCUCCCACCCACUUUAUGAUCCUCCACUUUUUUCAUAUCACUCAGUGCACAAUGUGAUAUUAGGCAAGCAGUUAUGGAGGAAGUACAUUUGACCGUGUCUGGCGCUGUCUCUCCUCGGUGCUCCUGCAUUAGUGUAACUCCGGCAGAAGGCGAAGACUGCUGCCGGCACAAAGACUGGCGUCGAGUUUAUAAAUGCAUUAUAACCUUUGUGUUAUUUUAUCUAACUCAUGAAGUACCACACAAUAUUGGAAACAUGUUCUAAAACCAUAAAUCUAAUAUAGUGAGUGCCAGUUCCCUACACUCAGCACCUCGCCGCCGCAGCUGCCACCAGUAUAACAACAGUCAGCGCUGCUGGGCGGCCUUGGUCCCUGGCAGACGCUGGCGUGCCCAGGGAGGUGCAGGAGCUGGGAGGCACCGCGACCACUAAUAGUCACUAAACACGCAUAGGUUAGAUUAGACGGUGGCCGAGUCCCUGGUGGACAGCCAUCACGCCUUAGGAGACAUCCUGAAACGCUCUUCUGCUGGAGGAACACGAUUGCUGGAAAACCUCAGGAGUUCAAAAAGAUGUUACUUCGGCAUAAUAACUUCGAGAAAUAUAUUACUAAAGUUA
Eriocheir sinensis (Chinese mitten crab) is the source of this 4033-nucleotide messenger RNA. RefSeq names its product small conductance calcium-activated potassium channel protein-like (gene SK). Gene Ontology annotation, molecular function: calmodulin binding; small conductance calcium-activated potassium channel activity. The coding region runs from base 1379 to 3220 and encodes 613 amino acids. Gene Ontology annotation, biological process: potassium ion transmembrane transport. NCBI's taxonomy places the organism in Eukaryota, Metazoa, Arthropoda, Malacostraca, Decapoda, Varunidae. The record is from RefSeq and is a predicted model, not a curated record. The transcript is spliced from 10 exons. Gene Ontology annotation, cellular component: neuronal cell body; neuron projection; plasma membrane.